Solanum tuberosum (potato) is the source of this 3358-nucleotide messenger RNA. RefSeq names its product kinesin-13A-like. Bases 472 to 2895 code for a protein of 807 amino acids. Gene Ontology annotation, biological process: microtubule depolymerization; microtubule-based movement. The record is from RefSeq and is a predicted model, not a curated record. NCBI's taxonomy places the organism in Eukaryota, Viridiplantae, Streptophyta, Magnoliopsida, Solanales, Solanaceae. Gene Ontology annotation, cellular component: microtubule. Gene Ontology annotation, molecular function: microtubule motor activity; ATP binding; microtubule binding. The transcript has 13 exons.
AAUUUUAGUUCAUCAUGAUAAAAGGGAUACUCUUUUUUCUCUCUCCAUUAUUAUCAUUUGCUUCCAUGAAUUUUCUACUACAUUGAAUUCAACCAAACAAAUUUUAGGGCUUUUUAUUUUGCUCUGUCGCUCUCAGAUCUAUUUCUGCAGAUCGCGGAAUUUCACUUUCUUCAUCUCUAUAAGGACGAUUUGAAUCCAAAUAAUUGCGUUUAUCGAUUCAUAAACGGAGUCGUUUUGUUCACGUUUAAGUACGUAAAUGUGCUGCUUGCUGCUUUGAUUUCGAUUUUUCGCCUCCAGGUGAGUUUCUAUAUCAUAGAUUUGUUAUUCAAUUACGAUCUACAGUUUUUUUGUUGUUGUUGUUGGUGUAGUUGCUAAGUUUUGAUGAUGUGAUUUUUUUUGGUGAAAUGUUGUUGUUUAAGUGUGUAAUAACAGAUCGUAAAAUUGGCGCCGCAACGCAGAUCCCAGCGCCACAUGGGUGGCCAGAUGCAGCAGAGCAACGGGGCGGCUACUGCUCUGUAUGAUCAGCAGGGCAAUGCCAGCCCUGCUGGUGAUGCCGGAGACGCUGUCAUGGCGCGAUGGCUUCAGUCAGCCGGCUUGCAGCAUCUGGCCUCUCCAAUGGCUUCUACUGGUGUCGAUCACCGCCUCCUACUUAUGCAGGGAUAUGGGGCUCAGUCUAUGGAAGAGAAACAGAGGCUUUUCAAACUAAUGAGAAACCUCAACUUUAAUGGUGAGUCUGCAUCCGAUCCAUAUACUCCUACUGCCGAAAGCUCCGGAGGUAUUGGACCAUCUGAUGGUUUUUACUCUCCGGAAUUCAGAGGAGACUUUGGUGCUGGACUUCUGGAUCUGCAUUCUAUGGAUGAUACAGAGCUCUUAUCUGAGCAUGUAAUUUCAGAACCAUUUGAGCAGUCAUCAUUCAUGCCUGCACCGAAUGGAGCAUUUGAUAAUGGCUUUGAUGCCCCGACCCAUCGGCAGCAAAAAGCACAACCAGACACUGAUGCUGUAGCUGGGUUACCCAUAGUUGAAAAGGAAAGCAACACAAGGGAAAACAAUGUGGCAAAAAUUAAAGUAGUGGUGCGCAAAAGACCGUUAAACAAGAAAGAAAUUUCUCGGAAGGAGGAUGACAUUGUCACUGUGUCAGACAAUUCUUCUCUUUCUGUCCAUGAACCCAAAUUAAAGGUGGACUUGACUGCUUACGUGGAAAAGCAUGAGUUCUGUUUUGAUGCUGUUCUAGAUGAGUACAUAACAAAUGAUGAGGUUUAUCGCGCCACUGUGGAGCCAAUAAUUCCUACCAUCUUUCAGCGCACAAAAGCAACAUGUUUUGCUUAUGGCCAGACAGGUAGUGGUAAGACAUACACAAUGCAACCAUUGCCUCUCAGAGCUGCAGAGGAUCUUGUUAGAUUGUUGCAUCAGCCAAUUUAUCGUAAUCAGAGGUUCAAGUUGUGGCUCAGCUUUUUUGAAAUAUAUGGUGGGAAACUGUUCGAUCUUCUCAGUGAAAGAAAGAAACUCUGCAUGAGAGAAGACGGGCGUCAGCAGGUUUGCAUCGUUGGGCUCCAGGAAUUUGAAGUUUCAGAUGUACAGGUUGUGAAAGAGUUUAUUGAGAGAGGAAACGCUUCAAGAAGUACAGGCUCCACUGGUGCAAAUGAGGAAUCAUCAAGAUCUCACGCGAUAUUACAACUUGUCGUCAAGAAACACAAUGAAGUAAAGGACACUAGAAGAAAUAAUGAUGGAAAUGAAUCCAAAGGCGGGAAAGUCAUCGGAAAGAUUUCCUUUAUUGACCUUGCAGGUAGCGAGAGAGGUGCAGACACUACUGAUAAUGACAGACUAACAAGAAUUGAGGGAGCAGAAAUUAACAAGAGCUUGUUAGCUCUUAAAGAGUGUAUUCGUGCUCUUGACAAUGAUCAGCUUCAUAUCCCGUUCCGUGGGAGCAAACUCACUGAAGUGUUGCGUGACUCCUUUGUUGGCAACUCAAAGACAGUUAUGAUUUCCUGCAUUUCUCCUAAUGCUGGAUCAUGUGAGCAUACACUCAACACAUUAAGAUAUGCAGACAGGGUUAAAAGUCUAUCCAAAGGUGGAAACAACAAAAAUCAGAGUGCAAGUGUAACAACUCCAACAUUCAAGGAACCUUCUCUACCGACUACUUUGGCUGCUUCUGCUGAGGCAGAAGAUGCUUAUGAGCAACCUCAAGAAUCUAAAGUAUCAGAAGCAAAUAGAAGAGUUAUGGAGAAAGAAACAACGUCAUACAAUUCCGCUAAUGUUUUUGAUAAACAACCCUCUAGAUUUUCUUCAAAUCAAACGUUCAAUGGUCAGGACGAUGGAGGGACAAAUUUUGGUGGUAUGGAUAGGGACAGGUUUGAGGCAAAGAAUAGCUAUGGUGUCCCAGCUGGUCAAAGAAUGCCGUCUACAUCAAAUUUGCAGAGUUCAACUGAUACAGAAGACAAGGUGCAGAAAGUGUCUCCACCUCGGAGGAAAGUUUCUCGUGAUGAGAAACCUGAAAAGCCAGGAAAAUGGUCAAGAAAAGAUGCCUCGAGCUCUGAGUCAUCCUCUAUGAGUUAUAAACAGCAAAAUGCAAGUAUAAGAAGUGUUGGAUCGGGACAAAAUGAACCUUCUUCGCCCCCUCAUGAUGAUAAUAUCAAUGAAUUACUGCAGGAAGAAGAGGCCCUGAUGGCUGCACACAGGAAAGAAAUUGAAGAUACGAUGGAGAUUGUUCGUGAAGAAAUGAAACUGUUGGCAGAAGUUGAUCAGCCUGGAAGUCUCAUCGACAAUUAUGUAACACAAUUGAGCUAUGUGUUGUCGCGCAAAGCAGCAAGCCUGGUCAGCCUCCAGGCUCGUCUUUCCAGAUUCCAGCAUCGACUAAAAGAGCAGGAAAUACUGAGUAGAAAGAGGGUACCACGCUAGACAGCAUUCGAGCUUUUAAUUGAAGUGACCGUCCUCUCUCUCUCUCCCCGCUCACUUGUACAACUCCGCCUUUUGUAUUAUUCAAAUUGUAGUUUAAUUUCUCUCUUGCCAAUACACAAACCAUUUGGUGAAAUUACAAUGUGCAUAUGAAAACAAAUUGUAUGAAAGGAACUAUAGACGAACGACUCAUGCUAUACAACUAGUGAAGCAACUCACCUUCAUAUACUCCGGGCAAGGUAACAGGGCGUUUCAGAGCUUUUUAAAUUUGUUGUGAUCAGAUUUGGACUUGUCAAAAACGUGGGCAGAAAUCCAUAUCUUUUACUGUGUGUUGUUGAAUUCCAUGUUGUGCCAUAGGUUUCUGGGAGUUAGAUGUUCAAUUGUAACUAAAACUUUUACUAUUUGUUCUCUUGUAACAACAUUAUUGAUUCGAUGAUUUCACUGUGUAUCAAGCAGUUAUGUUUUA